Acomys russatus (golden spiny mouse) is the source of this 1150-nucleotide messenger RNA. RefSeq names its product gastrin releasing peptide (gene Grp). Gene Ontology annotation, biological process: neuropeptide signaling pathway. The coding region runs from base 397 to 840 and encodes 147 amino acids. Gene Ontology annotation, molecular function: neuropeptide hormone activity. The record is from RefSeq and is a predicted model, not a curated record. NCBI's taxonomy places the organism in Eukaryota, Metazoa, Chordata, Mammalia, Rodentia, Muridae. The transcript is spliced from 3 exons.
UAAAACAGGAGUUCAACCAUACCGUCGCGUUGGAGAAGACGUCUAGGAUAGCAGAAAUUAAUAGGAUGGGACUAGGAGAGAAAGGGAGAUGGGUCAAGGUACACUCAGACUUUCAUCACUCACUGUAGAUGGAUGAUUUCCCGGCUGGGCAUCCGGGAGCCCAGCUCGCUAUAGGGAGACGUCAGUGCUCUCAGGUCCCGGGUGGAAGAACCCCCGGCCCCUCCCGCGCAGGCUUCCUUUAUAUAAAGUCCGGGGUCUCGUGGAGUCUGCAGCAGUGGCACUCCGAAGCAGCGGCGGCAGAGCUCCUUGGAACCGUCCUCUUGUCGCUGCUCCGCCUCCGCCGGGACAGCGCACCGUCAGCCUAGCCUAGAGCUCCGAGGGUUUCCCGUCGGGACGAUGCGAGGCUCCGAGCUCCCGCUCUUGCUGUUGGCACUGGUUCUUUGCCAGGCGCCCCGGGGACCAGCUGCCCCAGUGUCGACAGGAGCAGGCGGAGGCAAUGUCCUGGCCAAGAUGUACCCGCGUGGCAGCCACUGGGCUGUGGGACACUUAAUGGGGAAAAAGAGCGCAGAUGAAUUCCCGUCCCUGUACGCAGUUCACGUAGAGGGCCUGAAGGAGCAGCUGGGGGAACACAUCCGCUGGGAAGAAGCCGCAAGGAAUUUGCUGGACCUCCUGGAGGCCUUGGGAGACAGAAGCCGUCAGCCACCUCAGCAUCUGCCUCUGGGCAGUCUCCAGUCUACUUGGGAUCCUGAGGAUGGCAGCUACUUUAGUGAUGGUCAAAACGCAAAGUUGGUAGACUCUCUGCUCCAGGUCCUUCGAGGGAAGGAAGGAACCACCAGCUGAAGGGUCAAGGCCAAGGACAGAUUCCGGGGAGCAAAAUAAAACCCUUCAGAGACUGUGUUCUGCAAACAUCAAUUCUACUGGACCAUCAGCAAGACUUUCUUUUUGCAAUUUACUUAACUAUUGUUGUGUCUUUCAACCAUGACUAAGCUCAUGACUUCCAAGCAGCAUCUUCUGUUUUGAACUUGUUUCUGUGAGCGGUCGCCUAGAGUGAGCUUUCCGAUGGACGCUUUUUCCAGCUAGGCUUUUCCGUUGAUUGGAUCUGGGGCUCCAAUCUGCUACCCAUUCACAAUAAAAGCUUACUUUAAUCACG